UCCUCCUCCCUCCGUCCCGGAACCGCCGGCCCCGCUCGCCAUGCUGCCCCCGGGGCCGCUCCGCCGGCCUCUCGCCGCCGCCGCCCGCCUGGCCCGGGCCCGUCCUCAGUUGUUUUUCCCUCAGGUGCUUGCAUCCCUUGCUACAGGGCCCAGACAAAAUGAUAGCGUUUUCUACGAAAUCCGCACAUAUGAUGUUAAGCCAUCAAAGAUGAAGGAGUUUGUGGAAAUGGUCAACAAGUACUUUCACCUUCGCACAGCUCACUCAGAGCUGGUGGGAUUCUGGUCUGCGGAGCUAGGAGCCAUGAAUACAGUUGUCCACGUUUGGAAGUACGAUAAUUUUGCCCACAGAGCAGCAGUUCGGCAUGCGCUAGCCAAUGACAAAGACUGGCAGGGAAAAUUCCUCUCUGCAGCUCUCCCCUUGAUAGAAAAGCAGCACAAUGAAGUUGCUUAUCUGGUACCCUGGUGUCAACUUGGGAAGCCUCCAAAAGAAGGGGGAGUGUAUGAAUGGGUUACUUUCCAGAUGAAGCCUGGUGGGCCAGCGUUGUGGGGCGAAGCAUUUCGAGCAGCAAUCAAUGCUCACAUCAACACAGGCUACACCAAGCUGAUUGGUGUUUUCCACACAGAGUAUGGGUUACUGAACACAGUCCAUGUGAUCUGGUGGAAUGAGAGCCCAGAUGACCGGGCAGCGGGAAGGCACAGGGCCCAUGAAGAUGCCAGAGUGGUAGCAGCUGUGCGGGACAGUGUCAGAUUCUUGGAGUCUCAGCAAAACAUGCUCCUGAUUCCUCUGCAAUGCUCACCACUGAAAUAACCUUCUUCUAGAAGAUUUAACUGCAGAAAGGACAAGAUGGAGGUAAUGUCAGCAAGUACCUUCAUAUGGAGUGUCAUGCCAUGAAGAACUGAGCCAGCUGUUCUUCAGUUUACAGUAAAUGUAUGUAAAAUGCUAAGUGCUAUCACUGUGAAAUCAGUAAAAGUUUGCACCCUGAUAGUAAUUGCUAAACAGAAGUUUAUGAUGUUCCUACAUCCCCUGGAAAGAGAACUCAAACCAUAUCACAAUAUGAACCAAACUUCACCUGAUUUUUAUUUUAAUACUUUUCUGCAUAGCUAGGUCACUUAUCAAACCUAGUAGUUUAACUGCUCUUUUCCAACAUUAAAGCUCAGGGCUGGUAUAAUUUUCAUUAUGUACUUUAGCAACCCUUGUAAUUAUCACAUCUUGGCUAUGACAUAGUGGUUUAAGAAGGAAUGCCCCCAUAGAUAUUACCCAAUUACGGUUUGAUCAGGCUUACCACUGGGAUGCUUUGUAUUAAUUGAGUGAUGUACAACAUCAAUGUGGCUGGAAUUGCCCUUAGGAAGUGCUGCAGUGGGGCUGGUCAGGUAUGGGGUCCUUAUGAACUCUGCCCUGAGAACAGCAAAUAUUCAUUAUCUUGUUAGUUCACUUUCCUUUCUUGUUUAUUAAACAUUUCUGCAAAACAUAGUGCUGUCUUAGGUAUUUUAAUACUGUUCAACAGUGUAAUCAAACUUGGCAGAUCUACAUGUGCUUAUAUUCUUUGAAAUACUUUUUGCAAGACUGUUAAAAGCCAAAUGUAUGGGGAUAAAGCAUGAUUUUUUUUAGUGUUUACAGCUCAAGCUCUUACUCUUUUUAAACUCUGAAAUAAUAAACCCCAUUCUCCAAGUA
Apus apus (common swift) is the source of this 1672-nucleotide messenger RNA. It is a transcript of the gene NIPSNAP3A, whose product is annotated as nipsnap homolog 3A. Lineage: Eukaryota; Metazoa; Chordata; Aves; Apodiformes; Apodidae. Gene Ontology annotation, cellular component: mitochondrion. The coding region runs from base 41 to 808 and encodes 255 amino acids. The record is from RefSeq and is a predicted model, not a curated record. The transcript has 6 exons.